AUGGGAGCUUGCAUGUCGCGGCCUCCUCCCAGGAAUUCGAUCUCUCACAGCAGCACGCCCGAGCAAUGGGCGGCGGGCGAGGCGAGGAGGAGCGACAGUGGCAGCGGUGGGAGCGCCAGGAAAUCCAGCAGCAAAUCGGGCUCCAAUUCCACCGCUGCCAAUCCCUCGGCGAUGUCCAUGUCCUUCCUCAAGAAAUACUCCUUCGCCACGGUCAAUCCCGCCUUCGCGGAUUUCGAGAGCGCGCGGCAGCAGCACGGCAGCGAUCCGGAGGAGGAGGAGGCCACAUCUACGCUCCGAUCUCUCGCGCAGCAGUCUUUCGGGGCGUCGUGCCAGCCGGAUCACCAGUGGAGGAGCUCCAAUUCCAUGCUUGGCAGCGAGAGAAGGGUUAGCUUCGAUCAGGGCGAGACAUCCAUGCCGCGAGAGGAAUCAUCGCCAGAUUUCCGCGAUGAUGGAGCGAAUGUGGAAGGGGCGAGCGUCAGGAAUCGCGAUCCAGGGCUCAGGAGUGGCAGGAGCAGGGUGAAAUUCACCGAGGAGAAGCUCGUGAUGAGCUCUUCUUGCAUGCCCAGCUACUCGCUGGGAGUGGCAGGCUUCUGCGGCAUAGAUUCGAGGGUUACAGAUCGAUGCGGUGAAAUCUCCCUUCCAGGAGCGAAAUAUCGUGUUCUUGGGAUGAAUGGGGAUCCACCAGCAGCAAGGUACGAAACGAUUCUUUGGCAGUGUGCUCGAAAGCCAGCAUUUGCCGGAUCUUCCGCGACUGUCGCUCGCAUUCAUGGAUUAAUGGCUUCGACUGGCCAUGACAGGGAAACUCUCCUCGGGAAUUUGCUCGUCCAGGCGUAUGGAAGAUCCGGGUGUGUGGAGAGGGCACUGGCUGCCUUUGACGCGAUACGUGAGAAGAAUCGUUUCUCUUGGACCAUUCUAAUGUCUGUUUACAUGCAGUGGGAUCUCUGGAAAGAGGCGCUGUGGGUGUUUCGAGCAAUGGAUCUGGAAGGUGUGCCGGGCGAUGAGAUCACGCUUCUCAACGCCGUGAGCGCUUGCGCUGCGUUGGGAGAUUCUCUCCAAGGUAAGCAAAUCCAUGCUCGAAUUCUUUCCAGUGGUCUUGGCGCCAGCGUUUUGCUGAGUAACUCCUUGGUUUAUAUGUAUGGGAAGUGUGGGAGCGUCGAGGAGGCAAGGAACGCGUUUGAUCGAAUGCCUGAGCGGGAUCUAAUCUCUUGGAACGCGAUGAUCACUGUCUACGCACAGCAUGAGUGUGGUAAGCAAGCAAUUCAGCUCUACGCAUACUCACGUCUAGAAGGGACGAAACCCGAUGAGGUGACGUUUGCCAGCCUCUUAAAUGCUUGCUUUGCAUCAGGGGAUCUAAAGUUUGGUAGAAUGCUGCACGAACAUUUUCUUGGUACCAGUUUUGUCUCUGACCAGAUUGUUUGCAAUGGUCUUAUCAGCAUGUACAGCGACUGUGGCAGUCUCGACGAUGCAACAGCAGUCUUCGAGUGGAGCUUUCGGCCCGACGUUUGUACCUGGACGACGGUCAUUGCCGCGUAUACACGGCAUGGAAAGCUCGAGUGUGCGUUCGCGACGUGGAGUAAAAUGCACCAGGAAGGCCUGAGAUCGAACGAGAUCACCUUUCUCACGCAGUCUUGGCGAUGCACGGGACGUGUUUGA
Selaginella moellendorffii is the source of this 1653-nucleotide messenger RNA. Its product is annotated as pentatricopeptide repeat-containing protein At2g34400-like. The transcript has 3 exons. Gene Ontology annotation, molecular function: protein binding; RNA binding. The record is from RefSeq and is a predicted model, not a curated record. NCBI's taxonomy places the organism in Eukaryota, Viridiplantae, Streptophyta, Lycopodiopsida, Selaginellales, Selaginellaceae. Gene Ontology annotation, biological process: RNA modification. The coding region runs from base 1 to 1653 and encodes 550 amino acids.